AUGGCUCCCUUAGUUGUUAAGUUUGAGGACAAAUAUACGCCCACCAAAUCUCAGCCAACCAAAGAGGACAAGAAAGUCUUGAAAAGUGGUAGGCCGAUUACACUUGAAGAGCUGAAACGCAAUAAAAAAGCUCAAGAGGAACAGCUUCUCAAGGGGUCAAAGUCUAAAAGCGAUGAAGAGGAUAUAAAAAAUGAUAUUGCCCUGGAAAGAUUGCUGAGCGAAUCACAUAUACUUGCAGACACAAGAGGAAGUAUAUACUCGGGAGCAGAUCUUACACUUCAGACGCUGGACCAUGAGAAUCCAGUGGGGAAUGCCCGCGUAAAAGCUCUAAACAGUCGAAUUCAAAAAGUGGCAGAGGUUAAUGGAAAUGGCAAGAAGAAGCUUGAAAAAAUGCCGAUGGAGAUGCGAAAGGGAAUGAUCAAGGCACACUUGCGGAAGGUCGAAAAAUAUGAGCGCGAGGCAAAAGAUGCUGGUAUAGUGCUAGCAAAGAAAAAGAAAGAAGAGUUCAGACAGUUGAGUGAUCGUGGGGUCACCUCUAUCAGCACAAGAAUCGGGAAAGGUAUUAAGAAGGAUAAAAGAAUUAGAGAUCGUGGCCUGAAAAUCAAUACUGUGGGAAAAUCUACCAGAAACGGAUUGGUGCUCUCGCAGAAGGAUAUCGAUAAAAUCAAUAAGGGACGCUAGGACGUUUAAUAUAUAUGUUUGAUUCGGGUUAUUCAUCCCACUCGAGUCUGGCCUCUCUGAGCUUGGUGAUUUUGUUGACCAGCUGGACUAAUUGCAGACGUUCGGCGAUUUUGGAAGCUGCAUGCAAAGCUCUCUCAUCCCGUAGCUUACUUGCCAGAUAAAGAGCGUCGUGAAGGUUGCUGUCGUUACAGGACUGGCCGAAUUGUUUUAGGAGCGCUGCAUCGUAUUUGACACUGAUGUCAGCCAAACGCUCCUGCGCAGUCUCGUCGACCACGUCGUCGUUUUGGAUUGCGUCAUUGAGCAAUUCUCCCAAGGUAAUAUGUCGCACCAGUUCUUCUUCAGGGUCCUCUUCCUCUUCUUCCCCGGUAAUUGGAAGUUUCACUGGAAUUUCUAAAGGCAUGGCUAGCGGGAAAGAAGGAUAUUCAGACCCUCUUGUGACUAUGGAGUUGAAAUGAUAUUUCAAGAGUCCCAAUGGCCAGCAUUUUAUAUCGUCACCAAGAGCCAGCUUUUUGACCCCCGCAGCGGUGUCCAAAAUAGGAAUCCAGGAAGCCUGCAGUGGAUCUCUCCAUCUGGUAAGUAUCAGAAGAUAAUCGUCAGCCCCAACAACACAAGGAUCACCAUCAAGAGAGAAGAAAAGCCCCUUCAAAGGAUACGACGAGUACGACCCUCCAGCCAGGGCCAAUGGAAGAUGCUCGUUUCGCUGAAAGUAUUUUCCGUCGAGAUCUUGCACAUUGAAGUUCAAAGACCCCGAAUUGUAAGUGACGGUAAACAAAUACUUGUCGCUAUUGACACAAGCAACCACAGGGGCUGUUUUUUCGAUUCUUUCGAUUCGGCCAAACAAGCUGUAUUUGCGGACAAAACCAAGAGAGGUGGCGAC
This is a messenger RNA of Ogataea polymorpha, 1558 nucleotides long. RefSeq lists its product as uncharacterized. Gene Ontology annotation, biological process: maturation of SSU-rRNA from tricistronic rRNA transcript (SSU-rRNA, 5.8S rRNA, LSU-rRNA). Gene Ontology annotation, cellular component: nucleolus. Lineage: Eukaryota; Fungi; Ascomycota; Pichiomycetes; Pichiales; Pichiaceae. Bases 1 to 681 code for a protein of 226 amino acids. The transcript has a single exon. The record is from RefSeq and is a predicted model, not a curated record.